This is a messenger RNA of Danaus plexippus (monarch butterfly), 2270 nucleotides long. RefSeq names its product protein phosphatase 1 regulatory subunit 3C (gene Gbs-70E). The coding region runs from base 66 to 926 and encodes 286 amino acids. Gene Ontology annotation, molecular function: glycogen binding; protein phosphatase 1 binding. Lineage: Eukaryota; Metazoa; Arthropoda; Insecta; Lepidoptera; Nymphalidae. The transcript has a single exon. Gene Ontology annotation, cellular component: protein phosphatase type 1 complex. The record is from RefSeq and is a predicted model, not a curated record. Gene Ontology annotation, biological process: regulation of glycogen biosynthetic process.
UUGAGAUUCCGUUUAGUUCACCGCCGUCCGCGACAGUAAGCGCACGUGUUUGUUACAGAUACGUGAUGUGUGCCGCGAUAGACAUGCUCGCGUCCGAGCAAAUGUUCUACAGUCGGAGUCCUCCGGCCGGUUUCCUGACUGAUUACACACCGCAAGUGAGAAGGCCGACUAAAUUAUCUUCAAGGGGCUAUUCGGCGCCGUGUCUCUCGCUUCUCAAACCGGUGCAGUUGACACUGAAAGCGGCUCCAAGAUCGUGCAUACGGAUAUCAAGUGAUGAUAAGAAGAACAAACGAGUGGUUUUCGCUGAUGACAGAGGAUACGCGUUGGAGCAGGUCAAGUUUAUGACGGAACCGUCCCAUGUACCUCCAUAUUGGGCGUUAAAAAUUGUGUCGAGUCCACCGUCAGAGAGGAGAGCGUCUCCGAAAACUAUCGUGGAUCUGUGGGAGCCGAGAUUCCCCCAGCCGGCUUCGAACUAUUUAGAAUUCAGGCGUUCGAUUACAGAGAAUUGUAUUUCGUUGGAGAAUGUCAUUAUCAAACAGAACGAGUGUGCAGUGGACGGUACUGUUAAGGUCAAGAAUUUGGAUUUUAAUAAAGAAGUGUUCGUAAGAGCGACCCUGGACGGCUGGAGUUCUCACGAGGACACGUAUUGUGAGUUCGUGGAGUCCGGGCCCGCUAACCAGAACGGUGUUUCGAGCUACGACACCUUUGGCUUCCGAUUGCAGCUGCCCAUACACUCCAGGCGUCUGGAUUUCUGUGUGUGCUACCGCUGCCAAGGUUCCGAGUACUGGGACAACAAUAACGGCUCGAAUUAUACGAUAGAGAAGUCAUCAGUGAAAAAAAUGCCAGCUAUCGCGUGUGCCAGGAUUAAUUACGGCAAUUCUUGGACGGAUCGUGCCAGUCACAACGGCAACACUCCGUAUUGGUGAUGUUUGUUAUGGGACGUGAUGUUUUUUUUUUAUUUGGCUUGUGCCAGUGAUUUCGUGCCAUAAGUGCAGCUGGGUGUGAGCAGGUUCGUUUUAGAGAUUUUAUAAGCAGCCGUGGUUACGUGACGAGGAUGUUAAAGAUGGGUGAAAUAGCACGGAUUUAACGAAACAUUUUUGUAUGAUCUCAAUGUAACCUCUGGAGGAAUGUUAGAUUUUUGUUUUUUUUGUUUUUAUUUGUGUUUCAUUAUUAUUCCGAGUUGUCCGUUAAUUAGUUUUUCGCUAGCCAAUAAGCGGGUAAUUAGCGAAACGACACGAGAUAACAUGUCGACGCUGAGAUAUGAUUGUAUAUCAAUCUACAAAUAGCGAGCUGACGAAACGCAAACAUGUUAUAAAUAAAAUCGUAUAUACCUACAUAUAACGGCGUUAAGUCGGGAAGUCGACAAGUGGACCUUGUUUAUUCAAUGUUAAAUAGUCACCUUUAUACGUUGUGUUUUUGUAAUUUUGUCACAUCUAUGUCAAAUUGUUAGUAACUUUGACGUUGUAAAUGCAAUUAAUACUUUAAAUAAUGGUGCACUGAUGAUAAACAUUCCAAUUUCCAUGAUUAAAUCGUCUCAUAUGUUUUUUACAAACCGAUUAUCAGUUUCGUAUUCAUGGAUCUUAUGACAGUAAAAUGGCUACCCUGUUGCUGUCAAUGUGGAUAUUCUUAACGGAAGUGUAUUAUUAAUCUGUUUCCGUUUAGUUUUUUUUAUUGUGUAUCUGGAGGGUAUUUUUUAGGUUGUCAAAUUAAAAUAAAAUAAUCGUUAAAUCCUUGUCGAAAUGUAUAUAUGAUAAAGAAAUAGAUGAAUUAUAUUAUCGAAAAUAUUAUAUCGUAGAAUAGAAUGUUGCAGUGACUGACGGAUUACUUAAAAUGGUGAUUUUUUAAAAUAUAAUUUCAAUAAUAUUAAUAUUUUUUUUUAUAUAAAUUUUAAGCAUGUGUUGAUUUUUUAUUUUUUUAUAUGAUUCGUAUUAAAAUGAAUGACCGUAUAAUCUGAGAGCAUAUUUAACUUUGUCGUGCAAAGUUAUUUUAUGUUCCAUUAAUUUUUGAAUCUCAUUUAUUUUUUUGAACGCAACAAAGUACAGAGAAACUUAAUUUAAAAAAAAUAUAUAGAAUAAUGUAUUUAUUGUUAGCAACACAGGAAUUGCUUUUUCUGUAUUUUGUUGCCAUUAAUGAAAAUCUUCGAAAGCGGGAAAGUGUAUGUUAUAUAUAAUUUAUUAUGUAUGUCUGUAUAAAAAGAACUGAUUACUGUUAGAAAUACUUUUUAUAAAGAAUAUUGACUGUUUUCUGGUGAAUAAAAGUGAUUAUUUAAU